This is a messenger RNA of Dicrocoelium dendriticum, 763 nucleotides long. The record is from the annotation of a GenBank genome assembly. Lineage: Eukaryota; Metazoa; Platyhelminthes; Trematoda; Plagiorchiida; Dicrocoeliidae.
AUGCUUUCUGUGAGUAACCAGUCCCAUCGAUUUUUGCCCGCCUCGCCCAAAGUGGUCUUCACUCUGCUUUUUGUAGACUUUCCAACUCCCAAGUCUCCAAGGCAGCCACGUAAGUGGCCUCGUAAAAAAGAUGGACCUCCACCCGAUCGUUGGCUUAUGGAUGAUCGUUCCUUUAGCCCUCCACCGAUGGACAAUAUCAACGUAAUCGAUCUCCGAGAGCCGUGGGCUCGUGACCCUCCUUGCCUUCCACACAAGCCGUUUUUGUUCUCAGGCUCUAAAACCAUCAACCGUAAGGUUUUCCGCCACACGGAGAACGGAACUACCACCAUCACCUUAAUGCCAGAUUCGGAACCACCCAUGAGCCCAGGAGAGGUGUCGGACGAAGAUGAAAAUGCAUUCAGAACGCGGCGUUUAUUGUCGUCCAUGAGCAUGGUUGCCGAUUUGGAGGAACAAAACUCCAAUUCUCGCUCGUUGGCCAGUCGUCUUGGAUCAUACGCUCAUCGGAAGCACUUGACGAAAUCAAAUCAAACUCCCAAAAGUGGUACUCGCACUGUGUGGCAGCGUCUGGGAUAACGACUCGUGUCUCCACACUGUUUUGCGCCCUCCUCGCACUCGUCUACCUCCUCACUCUCUGUAUCCGUGUACAUAACAGUGCUCAGUCCCCCAUUUUGUUUUUUUGGCUCGCCGUGUGUGUAUGUGUGCACGGUAACCUUUGUUCUUUUUACCCCUGAGUCUUUCUGUGAAUUUAGUGCUGCUUACCCGG